Messenger RNA from Amborella trichopoda, 2251 nucleotides. RefSeq names its product Exostosin family protein. The record is from RefSeq and is a predicted model, not a curated record. Gene Ontology annotation, molecular function: glycosyltransferase activity. Lineage: Eukaryota; Viridiplantae; Streptophyta; Magnoliopsida; Amborellales; Amborellaceae.
CCCUUCAAACGUUACAGUAUUUUUCCUCUCUCUGUCUCUUAUUUCGCUGAUUUCUUCGUCUGCUGCAUUCAGUGAAGCUCAGACCCCUGCUUCUCUCAUCAAUUAUGUCAUUUCAGUGAAGCUCAAAUGGCUUCUCACCCAAAAUCCAGAGUGUUUCAGACCCAAUGUAACAGAACCCACCAGCUGGGUGCCCUAGCCAUAGCCAUUCUCACAUUCUUCAUCACCAGGCUCAUUGACAAUCCACUCACUUCCUGCUCCUUGCGGUCCCCAACUGACCCAACUUUAUCCGAACGCAAUUCCAUCGAUCUCGUGAGUAAUGGCAGAUUGAAUUGGCCUGAACAUGGUUAUGGUUCUUCUCUCUCUCUAAGAAUAUAUGUUUAUGAAGAGAGAGAGAUUGAUGGCCUGAAAAAUCUACUAUAUGGAAGGGAUGGUUCGAUUACAGCUAAUGCUUGCUUGAAAGGCCAGUGGGGAACUCAGGUUAAGAUCCAUCAAUUGCUUCUUAAGUCAAGCGUUCGGACCAUGAAUAAAAAUGAAGCACAGCUCUUCUUCGUGCCAUCUUAUGUCAAGUGUGUGCGAAUGAUGGGUGGCCUUAAUGAUAAGGAGAUAAACCAAACAUAUGUUAAGGUUCUAAGCCAGAUGCCAUAUUUUUGCAGAUCUGGAGGUCGGGACCACAUUUUUGUCUUUCCUAGCGGAGCUGGAGCACACUUGUUUCGAUCAUGGGCGACUUAUUUGAAUCGAUCCAUCAUUCUUACUCCAGAGGGUGAUCGGACUGAUAAGAGAGACAUAAGUGCCUUCAAUACAUGGAAAGAUAUUAUCAUCCCAGGAAAUGUUGAUGAUGGCAUGACAAAAUUUAGUGGCCCCACUUUAGUCGAACCCCUCCCUUUGUCAAAAAGGAAAUACCUGGCAAAUUUCUUGGGUCGUGCUCAGGGCAAAGCUGGUCGGUUGCUGCUACUGGAGCUUGCAAAGCAGUUCCCAAAUAACCUGGAAUCUCCAGAGCUACAGCUCAGUGGCCCUAACAAACUGGGAAGGACUGAAUACUUUGAACACUUAAGGAAUGCGAAGUUCUGUCUUGCGCCUCGAGGGGAGUCAUCAUGGACUCUUCGCUUUUAUGAAGCUUUCUUUGUGGAAUGUGUGCCUGUUAUCUUGUCAGACCAAGUGGAGCUACCCUUCCAAAAUGUGGUUGACUACACCUGGAUCUCCAUCAAAUGGCCUUCAACCCGGAUAGGCCCUGAGCUUUUGGGGUACUUAGAUUCUAUACCAGAUGAAGAGAUAGAGGGGAUGAUAGCUCGAGGUAGGCAGUUAAGAUGCCUAUGGGUUUAUGUCUCAGAGAGUGAACGUUGCUCAGCGAUGGGUGGCAUCUUGUGGGAGCUUCAAAGGAAAGUGAGGUUGUUUCAUCAGUCGACUGAGACAUUUUGGCUGCAUAAUCGAACUGUGGUCAACAGAGCCUUGGUUCGCUUUGACAACUGGAUUCCUCCGAUGCCUUUGCCUUGAUUUUUCUCAUGCUUGAAAAGUUAGUCUGAGAAAAGGAAAACUCCUGUCUCAUUUUUCUCUGACCAUUAGGCAUCCCCAAAGCAUCUUUUUCUCGCUUAUCAUUAGGCAUUCCCAAGAACACCAUUUCCUGUAUCAUCAUUUUACACCCCCAACAACACUCUCUCUCACCUUAAGGCAAGCUGAAGAAUAUCAUUCUGUCUCAUCAUUUGACACUUCCAAGCAGACUCCUUGAUUUAAGCCCAAGUGUUAGGUGCAAUAUUUGCAAGAAAAGUAUUCUUUUGGUAAAGAUGAUGCAUUGCUGUUCUCUUGUUUCUUAUUGGCCCAAGAAAUCCAAUGGUGGAAGAUGUUACUGGGUAGUAUCUUGUUUCUUAUGGGACGGACUCCCUGGAUUGCCUGCGGACCGUUCAAUCGCAAAGUUGGAAUUUUUCUUCUUGGGUGGGGGUAUUGGAAAAUUUUUAUUUUGCCUUCACUAGUGUGAUGCUUCAAGAAGUAGACAGUUCACUGAGUUCAGUCUUUGUAAUUUGGGUGAACAAAGAAUUUUUGUGUUCACAGAGAAUUGAAAGAAUGUGAAAACAAAUUGAGUGAUGAUUUGGUAAGGGAAAUGUAAUCUGGUUUUUUAUUCCCUUCAGUCUUUGAUUUGGUGAUCAGAAAUGUAUUCGUAGUUUAUUACCAAAGAGAAAAAGGUUUUGUAAUUUGCAGCUGGAAACAUGCUCAUGUUCCAGUGGCUUACACUUUGAACCAGUCGUUGGAGCUGUUCUGA